ACCUCGGGAGAGGUGUAAAUAGAAGCUCCAUGAACAUGUAUUAAUUUUUCUUUCCAUCUUCUCUAUUACAGGUCGGCGUGCCAGGUUCCUUAUUUUUUACUACCACUACUUUGUUUCUCUUCUUUCUCUUCUCUUCUUUUAUCUUUCAUGGUUUCAUUUAUGCAGCAUAAUAUCCCCCCUAUCCCCGGUGAAGCACGGUGUUGAUAUACCACAAGUACAGUUUAUAAAACAGGUAGCUAGAUGCCUGUUCAUUAAUAAGACAACCCAUCCUUUAUUCACAUUAUUAUCAUUUAUCAUCAUUAUGAGACAUAUAAGACACAACUGUUUUAAGAGAAAAAGGAGAAAGAGUAGUAAGUAAUAGAUAGUACUAUGAAGGCCGUUGACCCUCCCUCUCCUCCAAUUCCUUCGCAUAAGUCACAAUCUCCCCCAUGGGAUCGUGAUUUCGAAUUCUCGCGAGAAUCUGCUGCGUUACAUCCACUGAGCCUCGGCUCAGCGCCGUAUAUAACGCUUCCAGCACCGCGAGGUCAUCGUCUCCAGCAUGGGCCAGAUACUCGUUAUAUGCCUGGCGCCCUCGCGAUUGCGCUCGCGAUUGCCGCUCCGACCCCGACCCCGACUCCGGCUGCGGUACAUUUAUCUGAGGCUGAGCUUGCCCGGGUGUCACCUGCCCCUGUAACCGACUCCGAGUUUCCCUCAGUUCGGAAAUCAGAUUUGCGAGGCCGAUUGCCUGGCGGUCUUCGGUGGUGGUGGCGUAUGUGCAUUCGGAUGUUGUUCCUCGGGUGAUGCAGCUGCUGCAGGGGGAGGCGCGGUCGCACUAUUUUUUUUUUUUUUUUUUAAUUUAAUUUAAUUUAAAGAAAUCAAUGUAAAUGUGUAGGUAUGGGGGAUGGGGAUAGGGAUAGGGAUAGGGAUGAACUGGGGUAUUGUUGGUGGUGAAGGUGCGAAAAAGCAGAGAAGAGAAGGGAAAAGGUACUUUGACUUUCCGCGCACGACAGGCAGAGCACGAGGUAAUAGGUCUUGGUUUUGGUCUUGUCUCGGUGCUCAUUUUUGUAGUUGGAUUGGGUUGAUUUGAUCUGA
Molecule: messenger RNA, 1071 nt
Organism: Aspergillus ochraceoroseus IBT 24754
Lineage: Eukaryota; Fungi; Ascomycota; Eurotiomycetes; Eurotiales; Aspergillaceae
Exons: 1
Coding region: 370-780 (136 amino acids)
Source: RefSeq, a predicted model, not a curated record